Puntigrus tetrazona (Sumatra barb) is the source of this 6722-nucleotide messenger RNA. It is a transcript of the gene spag9a, whose product is annotated as sperm associated antigen 9a. The transcript has 32 exons. Gene Ontology annotation, biological process: vesicle-mediated transport. The record is from RefSeq and is a predicted model, not a curated record. NCBI's taxonomy places the organism in Eukaryota, Metazoa, Chordata, Actinopteri, Cypriniformes, Cyprinidae. Gene Ontology annotation, molecular function: MAP kinase scaffold activity; JUN kinase binding; signaling receptor complex adaptor activity. Gene Ontology annotation, cellular component: cytoplasm. Bases 497 to 4444 code for a protein of 1315 amino acids.
UUUUAAUUUUCUUUGUCGGCUGAACACUAACCCUCAUGAUUCGGAUCCCGCAAUCUCGCCGAGGAGGCUAGUUAUCAAACCAAUUGAUGAAACGCUUCGUCCCGUAAUGUGAAGCGUGCCAUUUCAAUAAACAGCACCGCGGAGAAACACGACAACGCCAGAUAUGAAUAUGAUCACGUGAGCUGGUGUUGUGGCGCGGCUCCUGCCCGUUAAUACUUGUGACGGCGCGCGGCGCGGCGCGUUACGGUACGGCGCGUGACGUCACCGCGCGAGCGUCUGGUCCACGGCUCCGCUGUUGUGUGGCGACCGCGGGAAGAAAAACACAUCGGCCGGUUCCAGGGAGGGACGCUGGACUUCCGCGGGGUCACUGCGGCCGUGUCUCGGACAAGAUAACGGAAAUACACCGGCUUUUCGUCCCUCGGACACAAACCGAGACUCGUUGGUCCGGAACGGCGGAGGUCUGGAUCUAGGACGGUCUCUCUGGAGAGGAAGGAAAAUGGAGCUGGAUGACGGAGUUGUGUACCAGGACGAUCCGGGCACGUCGGCGAUCAUGUCGGAGAGGGUCUCGGGCCUGGCCAACUCCAUCUACCGCGAGUUCGAGAGGCUCAUCCGCAAAUACGACGAGGACGUGGUGAAGGAGCUGAUGCCGCUGGUGGUGGCGGUGCUGGAGAACCUCGACUCGGUGUUCGCCGAGAACCAGGAGCACGAGGUGGAGCUGGAGCUGCUCAAGGAGGACAACGAGCAGCUCAUCACUCAGUACGAGCGCGAGAAAGCGCUCAGGAAGCACGCCGAGGAGAAGUUCAUUGAAUUUGAAGAUUCCCAAGAGCAAGAGAAGAAGGAUUUGCAGAACCAUCUGGAAAGCCUUUCAUCACAUUCCCGUCAGCUGGAGCUGAAGAUCAAAAACUAUGCUGACCAGAUAAGUCGAUUAGAGGAGCGAGAGGCCGAACUGAAGCGCGAGUAUAAUUCCCUUCACCUGCGGCACACAGAGAUGAUCCACAACUACAUGGAGCACGUGGAACGGAUCCGGAUGCAGCAGACGGGAGGAGAGAGCUCUGACACGGGAACAAUUGGCCGAGUUCGGAAAGAGCGGCCCUUGUCUCUGGGAAUCUUCCCCAUGUCCGGCGGUGGCCCUUCACUGACGCCUGACAUCCAGGGCAGAGCUGAGACUCCUGGGAUGGAGGGCUGGAGAUUUAAUAACCUCAGUCAUCAGCGCUCUAAUGCCAGCCUCAAGCAGUUGGAGGCGGAGGACACUCCAAAGAAAAGGGAUGGUAAGGAUGUUCUGGAAGCUUGGGACUCGCUGGCAAACGACUGCAAGGAGGAGCUGUCUGACCUCAGCCAGGGAGGCUCAAAGUCUGUCACUCCCAUGUCCACCACUGCCUCAGAUCUGGCCCUGGACUCGCACAGAGAGGACGGAGAAGGAUUCUGGAAGAACACCGAGGUUCAGGCCGUUCCUGGGACCAGGAGCGUCUCUGCGGGCCUGGCUGAUGAUGAGGAAAAGUCAGAUGUUCAGGCCAUUAUUGAGUCCACGCCGGAGCUCGACAUGGACCUCGGCUAUAAAGGUUCAAGCACCCCGACCCGAGGGAUUGAGAACAUGGCGUUCGACCGAAAUACAGAGUCUCUCUUUGAAGAAGUGUCUUCAGCAGGCACGGGUUUAAUUGGAGACGUGGACGAAGGAGCGGAUCUGCUGGUGGAGUACUCCGGCAUGGGCCGCGAGGUGGAGAAUCUCAUUCAGGAGAACGUGCAGCUGCUCGAAACAAAAAAUGCACUGAACGUGGUGAAGAACGACCUGAUCGCUCGCGUGGACGAGCUCUCCUGCGAGAAGGAGGUUCUUCACGGCGAGCUGGAUGCGGUUUUGCAGGCCAAAGCCAAACUGGAGGAGAGAUACAAGGAGCUGGAGGAUGAGCUCAAAAAAGUGAAAGCAGAGGCAGAGGUGGCCAAACAGAGCAAUAAUAAAGAGGAAGACGAGAGCGACGUGCCCACAGCUCAGAGGAGGAGGUUCACUCGGGUGGAGAUGGCUCGGGUCCUGAUGGAGCGAAACCAGUACAAGGAGAGACUGAUGGAGCUGCAGGAGGCCGUCAGGUGGACAGAAAUGAUCCGAGCAUCGAGGGAAAACUCUGAAGUUGCAGAGAAGAAGAGGUCAAGCAUCAGGCAAUUCUUCAGUCGCCUGUUCAGUUCCUCCAGUUCCUCAGCGUCCAGCAACACAGCGAGAGGGUUGCCGUCCAACGUCAAGUACAACCCACCCAGCAUCAUGAAAAAGAGCAACACCUUCUCCCAGUUCCCAAGAGAAAAGUCCAAAGCGUUCGACUUCCUCAAAGAAGAGGUGGACUCGAGCGGCUCUCUGUCGCGCCGGGAGCAGAAGCGCGCUCAGUACGAGCAUGUGAAAGCCCACGUGCAGAAGGAGGACGGCAGGGUCACAGCACAUGGCUGGAGUCUCCCUGGAAAAUACAAGGUUGCUAAUGGUGGCCACGCAGAAAAUAAAAUAAACCUCCCUGUUCCUGUGUGUCUCAGGCCGCUGGAGCAGAAAGAUGCUUCUAUGAAGCUCUUGUGUGCGGCUGGAGUGAACCUGUCCGGUGGACGCUCGUGUGAGGGAAGCUCGGGCGCCUCUGGAGAAGAGUCUGCAGGCGAAACGGACGCCUCUAAACAGAGCAAAGGCUCCCAGAGCAGUCUCGAUCAGCCGGAGCAGGAACCUAAGGAGCAGGAGCGGGAGCAGACGGUGCAUGUGGAGAUGUCCAGUCGUGUUUGGAUCUGUACGAGCACACACUCCUCCACUAAGGUGAUGAUCAUGGAUGUGACGAGGCCCGACGACCUGCUGGACAGCUUCUACGUCUGUAACUCGUGUGUGCUGUGCAUCGCCAGCGUACCAGGGGUCUUGGAGACGGACUAUCCUGCAGGGGAGGAGAUUCCUCAGGACCUGGAGGCGGGGCCGGACGCUCUACUGGCCAGCAGCAGCUCUCAGGGCAGCGAGGGAGCGUUGAGUGACGUGUCGGCGGUGGGCUGCAGCGUCGAAGAGUCCAGCACGGGGUCUCAGACGGGCAGCACAGGCGCCAACGAACAGUCAGCAGAGCACAGUCCAGCCAGAGCCAGUGAUCUCUCCAGAGCUCCCAGCGAAGAUGGGCUCCCUGCAGCAGAGGAGGCGAUGGAGGCCACGGAGGAAGAGCAGGAGAGCCCGGGACAGGACACCAGCCAGCCAGGGAUCUACACGGAGCACGUGUUUACAGACCCUCUGGGAACAGAGUCCUCCGGAGCUCCGGCGGGCAGCGACAGCCACAGGGAGUCUGUUCAGGACCGGGACGAUAGGGCCUCAGCUAGUGGAAAGACGAAUCUGGCAAAAGAAGAGAAUCAGCGGAUGAGCAGCGAGCUGCCCACCAUGUGGCUGGGGGCGCAGAACGGCUGUUUAUACGUGCACUCGUCCGUGGCUCGAUGGAGGAAGUGCCUCCACGCUGUCAAGCUGAAAGAUUCCAUCUUGAACAUCGUACAUGUGAAAGGCCGUGUUUUGGUGGCUCUGGCUGACGGUACACUGGCCAUCUUUCACAGAGGUCUCGACAGCCAGUGGGAUUUGACCAACUACCACCUCUUGGACCUUGGCCGGCCUCAUCACUCGAUCCGCUGCAUGACCGUGGUGCACGACAAAGUGUGGUGCGGCUACAGAAACAGGAUCUACGUCAUUCAGCCCAAAGCGAUGAAGAUAGAGAAGUCUUUUGACGCCCACCCGCGUAAGGAGAGCCAGGUGCGUCAGCUGGCCUGGGUGGGGGACGGCAUCUGGGUGUCCAUCCGGCUCGACUCCACCCUCCGCCUCUUCCACGCUCACACCUUCCAGCACCUCCAGGACGUGGACAUCGAACCUUAUGUCAGCAAAAUGUUGGGAACGGGAAAACUGGGCUUCUCUUUUGUGAGGAUCACGGCUCUAAUGGUUUCCUGUAACCGGCUGUGGGUGGGAACAGGAAAUGGUGUCAUCAUCUCCAUCCCUUUAUCAGACUCUGUAGGUCAGUGUGGAUAUCUAGGUCAGAGGGCAGCUCAUAAGUCCGUGGGAGCGAUCGCCUGCCGCCCGGGCGGGGCGGUGCGGGUGUACGGCGAUGACCCGGUGGACGGGACGGUGACCGGCUCGUAUGUGCCCUACUGCUCCAUGGCACACGCUCAGCUCUGCUUCCACGGCCACAGAGACGCUGUUAAAUUCUUCGCCACCGUUCCAGGUCAGGUUAUUGUGCCCGGAGCUGAAGGUAUGACUGAGAACUCGGACCCUUCAGCCCCGGACGGCAAGAGCAUGCUCAUCAUGAGCGGAGGAGAGGGAUACAUCGACUUUAGGAUCGGUGAUGAGGAUGGUGGUUUGGGUCGAGAUGAAGAUGACGAAUCAGCCGAACCCACUCUGAAGCUGCAGUCGGCUCCUGCUAAACCCGAGCGCAGUUAUGUUAUAGUCUGGCAGGUCGCUGUAGGCAGUGAGGGAUAAAUCAGUGCUGGAGGAGCAGCGGAGAACUCUAGGUCAACCUCACACAAGCUUGUUAUUUUACUACACGCUACUCUUCUUAUUAAUGCUAUUAUUAUUGUUAUUAUUAUUAAUAAUGUUCUUCUUACCUACAUCACAAUGAGUUCUAAUAUUCGUGACUAGAUGUUUAUUUAAUUUAUUGUUUUAUAGGAAUCUGGCAAUUGACAGAAAAUAGAGAUGAAAUGAAGGGACAAAACGUUGACUUGAAGCCGUCCACAAGUAGAUGAAACUCCUGCGCUAGAGGUCUUAGAUAAAUAAAUGAAGAUUUGUUACAAAUGCACUCGCCCUCAGGCCAUCGAAGACGUAUAGAUGAGUUUGUUUCUUGAUCAGAACAGAUCUGGAAAAAUGCUAGUUACUUCAGUCCUCUGCAGUGAAUGGGUGCCGUCGCAACGAGAGUCCAAAAAGCGGAAAAAUAAAAGGUAAAAAGCUGUGUGUAAGAAAUAAGUCCAUCAUUAAAGGCCCGGUUUCAUAGACGGGGCUUACCUUGAGCCAGGAUUAGGCCGUAGUUCAGUUAGGACGUUUGAGUGAACAUACGGUAAGAAAAACAAUACAAAACAAAGUCUCACAAACAGCUCAGAUUUAGAUGUCAGUCUGGGACAGGCUCAAGCCCUGCCUGCGAAACCAGGGGUAAAGAGUCUCAACUCUAAACCAUUAAAGCUUCUGGUCAAAAUAUCCAUACUUCCAAUAAAAAAGUUGUGGAUUAUUAUGGGCCCUUUCUUGUGUCGGAAGCAACCGUUUGAAGUUAAAGACGACUUAAAUGAUAGUUUAUGCAGCUCUACGAGAGAGAGACUGGAUUUAACAAUGUUUCGAUCGAAUGCGUGGACUCUGGUUCUGACGGCACCCAUUCACUCACCGCAGAGGGGGUCCCAGCGACGCCAUGCCGAACUUCGCCAAAUCCGUUCUGAUGAAGAAACGAACUCAUCUCGGAUGACCCCGGGGCCAGUGCGUCCUCACGACCAGUUUACAGAGGUUUCCUCUUUAGGUCAGCCGCUCGAGACGGUUUUUUUUUUGUUCUUCACAGAGCCGAUCGGAGGUUUCCCCGCGCGCUGUGGCGGCGGUAGCAUCGUGUAGUUCAUGUACAUAGAAACUCAGAGAGCUAUUUUUGCUAUCCGUACGGCGUAGGGCCCGCGCGGCACGGUAUGUGGCGCUCACACGGGUCCUGUAUCGUUCCCGCACCGAACCCCCCGGAGCUCCAGGGAUUCGGGCUUCCUUCGCGCUAGAGCUUUGCUGGCACUUUAAAAGACGACGAAGCUAACUUCUAGAAAGUACAACACGCGGUAGUGUUCACAGCAGCCGAGAAGAGCCAAAGGACGAAGCGCAGAACAGAUAACCGGCGCUGAACGGCCUAGUUGUCCAAUCUUUUGGCUUUUCGGUGUUCUGUGGUUCUCUCGAACGGAUAAUAACGUUGAAUUAAAAAAAAAAAAAGAUUAAAAAAAGCGACAGGGAUUGUGUAAUAAAUGAUUCGUAUUCCUUGCGUCGGGUUUAGUUUGGUCUGCUUCAGCACUAAGCAUCUCAGAUAACUAACGUGGGUUUCGUCCGUGUCGUACGUCCCAGGCUUGGGUUCGAGUGUGUCGACUUUUCUAAUUCUAAUCAGAGAAUCAGCUCCUUUUUGUAUCCGGUCCGUAACGACACUUUUAUUGUACCUCGAUGUCCGUUAAAACAGAUGCAAGGUGUUUGACUUUUUAUGUGUAACCGGGGGGGAACGGGAAGUCGGGUUCGGGGCGCAUUUCGUUUCCUUUUUCGAUCCCGACACGAUAAGGGAAUCUUUACGUCAUUGUCGUCGCCAUUCCAAGUAUUUAUUUUCACAAUGAACUUUGCCGUUCAGAAUGUAACUUUUUACACGUCUGCGAAGCAAGGCGACGUCGUUUAGUUUUACACCCGACACCUGUUAGAAGCGAUCCGACUAAUAGCGCUGACAGUAUUAGGCCUCCGUGGGUCACGUUUAUUGUAUGAAGCUAUGCAUGUUUUUUUUAAAGUACACACUGCAGUCUGUUCGUUCGACUUUGUUUAUCGCCACCUUUUUGGGUGGUUUUGUGUAUACGUGUGAGUGUUUGUGUGUGGAGACGGGUGAGAAAUAUUAGCGCGCGCGUGUGUGUUGUCGCUGUUUCCCUUAAAUCUUACUGGACUGGCUGUGUGUGUGAUACAGCUUGUCAUUACUGUGUUUUUCUCGUCAGAAGUUUGCUAAAACUGCAUCAUAGCCUUAUUUUUAAACUCUAUUAAACUCAAUUUCAUGGGGAACUGA